ACGAAUGAAGCAAAAGGUAAAAUGCCACUAUGGUACCACAGCGCAACUUCAAAAAAAACCAAUAGAAUAAAUAAUUCACUACAAGCAAAAUGCCUCCGAAAUAACCAUCAAAUACAUCUGGUAGGAGACGCAAUGAACACAAUAGAAAACCAACCCAACUCCCAUAAAAAAUCAAACAAUAAAUGUAAAUGCAACAAAUGUAAACAAGAUAGACUGAAAGGCUGCAUCAACUCUGCUAAAUGUCUAGCAACAAUUAAAAAGCUUUUAAAUGAUCUACCAGCACAUUGGAACCCCCAGAACAAGAAUAGACAACAAAUUAAAAUAGACUCAAAUGAGAACACACAAGAUGAAAACAGUAAUACUAUAAAAAUCUUUAAACAUGAACUACCAACAUCAAAUAACAUAUAUGAUACACUACGUAUAUUUACAACCGCAGAAGACAACCUGUCUGAAACAUGUAAAACAAACCAAACUAAAGACAAUAUUAUAACAGUAUACACAGAUGGUGGAUGCCAAUUAAAUGAUGAUAUAAAUGCUCAAGCAGGAAGUGGAAUCUGGUUCAACAAAGACAACAAUAUGAAUAUAGCAUGUAGAGUCCCAGGUCUUAAUCAAAGUAAUCAAACAGGUGAACUAUAUGCUGUAGAAUAUACAGCAUGUAAAACCUCGAAGAUACAUCAACUAAAAAUAGGAACAGACUCCAAAUAUACAAUAAAUACUAUUACCAACUCACUCUCAUACUUUGAAGAUAAAGGAUGGGUUGGAGUUGAAAAUGCCUAUGAAAUCAAAAGAGUAGUUGCAUGGUUAUGA
Molecule: messenger RNA, 807 nt
Organism: Desarmillaria tabescens
Lineage: Eukaryota; Fungi; Basidiomycota; Agaricomycetes; Agaricales; Physalacriaceae
Exons: 1
Biological process (GO): DNA replication, removal of RNA primer
Molecular function (GO): nucleic acid binding; RNA-DNA hybrid ribonuclease activity
Source: RefSeq, a predicted model, not a curated record